Molecule: messenger RNA, 2022 nt
Organism: Frieseomelitta varia
Lineage: Eukaryota; Metazoa; Arthropoda; Insecta; Hymenoptera; Apidae
Exons: 4
Coding region: 411-935 (174 amino acids)
Source: RefSeq, a predicted model, not a curated record
UGGUGGUAGUAGUGGUGGCAGUGUGCUGCGGUGGUUUGGCGUACACCCGAAUGCAUCGCGGACCUCCGUCGAUGGGGAUCAUCGUCCCUGGUGAUUGUCGCCGUGAUCCGUCUUGUCACGCGCGAGCCUCCUCCUCGAGGAAGGCCAUCAAAGGCUUCCUUUCGAUUUUCGCACGAUGACGGGUCGAGGAAAUACUCGCUACUGGACCGGUAGGGCAAACGUCGUCGACCAGUGACGAGGAGGAGGAGAUCGAGUGGAGAGUAACCGACACACAAUGGACAGUUCCGCGAGUGGUUAUCGCGAUCGUUACGGCGUCCAGGUGUAAUAACUAGCCGCGAGAUAUCGGGAAAUCUGGUGAACUGGUCUCCGAUGUUGAUAUCGAGCGGCGUGAAUUCGCGAUCGCGGGCAAAAUGACGACCACCCAUGGAGGCCACGUGUAUUACGUGAUCAAGGUGCCCAAGGAGACGGAUGGCAACGAAAGUACGGACAGCGGCUGGGAUAAUCCGUUUCGACCAGACGGCGAUCUUUCGAGGGAAGCCGACGAGAUAGUGGAAUUGAUCAAAGGCGGGAAGCCCAUCACACCGACACCUGGACAAACGGGUCCUCCGUUGCCGGGAUGCGAUGCAAGCAACGCGCAGUCCGCCGUCGAUCACGACUCCAGUUCCAGCCCGUUGCUGAAAUCCACCGCCAACUCGACGAAUCGACACGCCGGCUCGUCGCCGAAGCCUGGCCAGGAAAACGGAAAUGCGCAUGGUACCCCGAUGAAAGCUGCAGCCAACAGCCAGCAGCCUGUCAAUGAUAAGGUUGUCGCAUCGUCGAGAGCAGCUACCGUCGAAGUGGCUAGAAUGACGGCGCAGGGACCAGGCGACGCUUCGCAGGUCGAGCAUGUCACAUUGAAGAAGAAGCCUAAAUGUAAAUGUUGCCUCCUGCAGUAAUGGAUAGGGAACGAGUUAUCGCACGGAUGCCUCGGCAGUCGGACGACGACUCGUCGUUGUCGGGGAUGCGACGUCGCGACCUGGUCGCCGAUAAUUUCGCGGUUCACGUUUCACGUGAUGAUGACGAUAAUGAUGAUGAUAAUGAUGAUGAUGAUGAUGAUGACGACGAUGACGACGAUGGUCGCUGUACGAGUGCCGUGAAGAAGAACAUUGCCGCCUGUUCCGUCGCGUCCCAUCUCUGGGAAACGAACGCGGGAGCGCCGAAUUACGAAAUAGGGGAAACGUGCGAUCGCUUGAACGCGUCGUAUCACUCUCUUUCCCGCAUCGUGUCGCGGAAGAAUCUUCGUGCGUCGAAAUCAGACUGCUCGCGGAGGCGAAGAUUCACGUGAGGGGGAUGCAAGCGAAGUGGUGGUUUAUCGGCACGAGCGGGUAGAGAAGAGGAGUAGUAGCCCCCGUAUCGGUUGGAAAGACGACGUCGAAGCGAAUUCACCAGACGACGCGACACUGAUUGAUACCUGAACGAGCGUAAAAGCACCGAGCCUCUUGAUAGCCUUUCAGAAAGACAGUGGAGUGUCUAUAAAAAGUAAACAGACUGUUUAAAAAAAAGGAGAGAAUUUAAGAAAGAAAAAAAAUAUAUAUAUAUAUAUAUAUACAUACACAUAAAACUAUAUUGUAGAUACAGAAAUGGUAGUUGUAUAGCUUAUAUGCUUUUAUUAUUGUGGUUAAUUACUGUCAAAAUUAUCUCGUGAUUUCGAUGAUACUUUCUCGCGCGGGACAGUUCACGCGCGGAAACGCGGCGGAGCACGAACGAUUGUUGAAAGAAACAAGUUGCAACUUGAGCACAGAAGAAUGUUUUAAAAAAAAAAAAAACUUUACCGAGUUUACAGAACCGCUAUUACUUCGUUGGACAUCGAUAUAAUAUCAUAGAUUCAUAGACUCUCGUUUUUACUAAAACUCGAAAAAAAAACCUUCUAUAGGCCAGAGAUCUUUUACGAAAAUUUUUUAAAAACGUCGCGAUUUUAGAAUUGCGCGCUGUCCGAAAGCUGUGUGACGAUCCGUUGAAGGAGGCGCAAAACUCAAUGAAAAA